CGUUAUAAGUACUCUCCCCUUCUGUGCAUUUCUUCACACUCACUCCCUCACUUGCAAAUCGAAGCCCAUUUGCAAGAGUAAGAGUGAGAGAGUAGUUUUAAUUUGGCAAAAAUGGCUGCUUCAGUUUCAGUGUCUUCCCCCACUCUGGUCUCCAAAUGCACCAUUUUUCCCGACAAGAAAUCAACUCUUGAAGACCUUAAGCUUUCAGUUUCUGAUCUUCCCAUGCUUUCCUGUCACUACAUCCAAAAAGGUGGCCUUUUCACUCGCCCGAAUCUAACCAUUGACGCUCUCGUUUCUAUCUUGAAGAGAGCUCUCUCUCAAGCUCUAUCUCAUUUUCCUCCUCUUGCUGGCCGCUUGAAGACCGACUCCAACGGCAACAUCUGUGUCACCUGCAACGACGCCGGUGCGGAAUUUGUUCACAAAAGUGCCACCGAGUUUUUUAUUCGUGAUAUUAUUGCUCCAAUUCAUGUCCCUGAAAUUGUCAAGAGCUUCUUUGCGCUUGACAGAACUAUUAGUCACGACGGCCAUUGUAAGCCACUCAUGACCGUUCAAGUGACGGAGCUCGCGGAUGGUGUGUUCAUCAGCUGCGCUGUGAAUCACGCUGUCACUGACGGCACGUCGUUCUGGAAUUUCUUCAACACUUUCGCCGAACUCUCGAGAGGAAUCAAGAGAAUCUCAAAACAACCUGAUUUUUCUCGAGACUCGGUGUUGAUUUCUCCCGCAAUUUUGAGAAUUCCGGUCAGUGGACUCAAGGUAACUUUCAAUGAAUACGAAGCGUUGAGUGAAAGAAUUUUCAGUUUCAGCAGAGAAUCCAUUUUGAAACUGAAAGCUAGAGCCAACAAGAAGAAAUGGGUUGAUAACGGCGAUAUUGACGCCGUUGAAUUAAUGGGGAAGCAAAGUAACGAUCCGUACUGUAAUAUGUUGUUCAAGAAGAAGGAGUCAAACGUGGAGAUAUCAUCGUUUCAGUCACUCGGUGCUCUUUUAUGGAGAGCGGUGACGCGAGCGAGAAAAUUACACGUGUCGAAAACGACAACGUUUAGAAUGGCGGUUAACUGCCGCCACAGACUGAACCCGAAACUGGAUCCAUUGUAUUUCGGUAACGCGAUUCAAAGCAUUCCCACUUACGCGUCAGCUGGCGACGUGGUGAGUAAAGAUCUGAGGUGGUGCGCGGAGCAGCUGAACAAAAAUGUGAACGCUCAUGACGACAAAACGGUGCGUCGUUUCGUGGAGGAUUGGGAGAGCAAUCCGAGAGUUUUUCCCCUAGGGAACUUUGACGGUGCAUCAAUGACGAUGGGUAGCUCGCCACGAUUCCCAAUGUAUGAUAACGAUUUUGGGUGGGGCCGACCUUUGGCAGUUAGAAGUGGAAAUGCGAACAAAUUUGACGGUAAGAUCUCCGCUUUUCCAGGGCGUGAAGGCGGUGGCAGCGUUGAUCUGGAGGUGGUUUUGGCGCCAGAAACAAUGGCUGGGAUUGAAUCUGAUUACGAGUUCAUGCAAUUUGUAUCAAGUUAAUAGUACUGUAUAAUGAUGUAGUGUUUUUGGGUGGUGAAAGGAGGUAUGGUUAAUGUUGUUUUGUUGCUUCCUCGAAGGGACUCAAGUCCAAGUUAGCAAUUGCCUUUCUUUAAUAAACAAGUUGAAUCAUUUGGUCGUAA
Mangifera indica (mango) is the source of this 1649-nucleotide messenger RNA. RefSeq lists its product as uncharacterized. The transcript has a single exon. The record is from RefSeq and is a predicted model, not a curated record. NCBI's taxonomy places the organism in Eukaryota, Viridiplantae, Streptophyta, Magnoliopsida, Sapindales, Anacardiaceae. The coding region runs from base 112 to 1509 and encodes 465 amino acids.